CCGGCGCUGGCCGCCUGCCCCCAGAACUGCCACUGCCACGGCGACCUGCAGCACGUCAUCUGCGACAAGGUGGGCCUGCAGAAGAUCCCCAAGGUGUCCGAGAAGACCAAGCUGCUCAACCUCCAGCGCAACAACUUCCCCGUGCUGGCCGCCAACGCCUUCCGGGCCAUGCCCAACCUGGUGUCGCUGCACCUGCAGCACUGCCAGAUCCGCGAGGUGGCGGCCGGCGCCUUCCGGGGCCUCAAGCAGCUCAUCUACCUGUACCUGUCCCACAACGACAUCCGCGUGCUGCGCGCCGGCGCCUUCGACGACCUGAGCGAGCUCACCUACCUCUACCUGGACCACAACAAGGUGACCGAGCUGCCCCGGGGGCUGCUGUCUCCGCUGGUCAACCUCUUCAUCCUGCAGCUCAACAACAACAAGAUCCGCGAGCUGCGCGCCGGCGCCUUCCAGGGCGCCAAGGACCUGCGCUGGCUCUACCUGUCGGAGAACGCGCUCAGCUCCCUGCAGCCCGGCGCCCUGGACGACGUGGAGAACCUGGCCAAGUUCCACCUGGACCGGAACCAGCUGUCCAGCUACCCCGCGGCGGCCCUGAGCAAGCUGCGCGUGGUGGAGGAGCUGAAGCUGUCCCACAACCCCCUGAGGAGCAUCCCCGACGGCGCCUUCCAGUCGUUCGGCAGGUACCUGGAGAGCCUCUGGCUGGACAGCACCAACCUGGACAAGGUGAGCUCCUGGCUGCAGCGCCCGGCCCCGGCUCCUCCUUCUCUGCCCGGAGGCCCAGGGAUCCAGGGCCGCGGCUGGGCACCGUCCCCUCGGCCCGAGCAGAGUUCCUAUGCGUGUGAAAUGAAGGGGACAGUUCCCAGACGCUCCUGGAGCCAAGUGAAUCCUGGUUCCUCCCCCCAGCAUUGCCACAUCCCUUCCCCAACCCCGGCAUUUCUCUGUCUCUCCAGGUGGCUGGAAGCCAAGACUUCGCGCCCCGAUGCCACUUGUGCCUCGCCUGCCAAGUUCAAGGGCCAGCACAUCCGUGACACGGACGCCUUCCGCAGCUGCAAGUUCCCCACUAAGAGGUCCAAGAAAGCCGGCCGCCAUUGAACAGGUCCUGAUCCAGCCAGUCCUGGUGACUGGUCUCUGCCUUCUGCUGGAGAAACUACUGACCACCCCCACCUCCUUCCACAGCCUCUGCUGAUGCACAGAGCUGUCCACACCUAGACGCGUCCUGGCUGGGGGGCUCAGCACUCCAGCGUGAACCCAGCCACACCCUCUCUACCUGCCAGCGAGGGCUCCAUCACACCUGGCCCCCCCGCCACGGCUCCUCUCAAAGAAGCUGUUGCCGAGACCCUCAAGACCUUCAGAACCAGAACUGGGCGGUCAUCAGGAUGGCCACCCUUCCAUUUGGAAACAAACAUCAGAUCCUUGCCCCGCCCCUUGUGUCCAGAAAGGGUCUUAAGCCCAUAUGCCAACUCCGCCAGCCCCUGCCUGCCAGGACGCUCUAGCAGGAUACCGGUGCUUUGCCAAAUACCCCCCCUGCUGCACCUCUUCCCCAGGUUCCUAUGAGUAUAAAUGUAUGUAUGUAUGAUAGUUAC
This is a messenger RNA of Myotis brandtii (Brandt's bat), 1583 nucleotides long. It is a transcript of the gene CHAD, whose product is annotated as chondroadherin. Lineage: Eukaryota; Metazoa; Chordata; Mammalia; Chiroptera; Vespertilionidae. Gene Ontology annotation, cellular component: extracellular matrix. The transcript is spliced from 3 exons. The annotation marks the transcript as partial. The record is from RefSeq and is a predicted model, not a curated record. Gene Ontology annotation, molecular function: protein binding.